AGCCCUAUGGGAAAUCAGUGGACUGGUGGGCUUAUGGGGUUCUCCUCUAUGAGAUGCUAGCAGGACAGCCGCCGUUCGAUGGAGAGGAUGAAGAUGAGUUGUUCCAGUCCAUCAUGGAGCACAACGUGUCCUACCCCAAGUCCAUGUCGAAGGAGGCUGUCGUCAUCUGCAAGGGAUUCAUGACCAAGCACCCAUCAAAGCGUCUGGGCUGUGGUCUGGAGGGCGAGAGGGACAUCCGGGAGCAGGCCUUCUUCAGACGUAUCGACUGGGACCGCCUCGCCAACAGAGAGAUCCAACCGCCAUUCAAGCCUAAAACGGGUGGCAAAGGAGCAGAAAACUUUGACAAGUUCUUCACACGCACCCAGCCCAUGUUGACCCCUCCAGACCAGCUAGUCAUCGCCAACAUUGACCAGAGCGACUUCGCUGGUUUCUCCUACAUCAACCCACAGUUCAUCCACCCUUCCCUCCUUCACAGUGUGGUAUGAGCUGAUAGAUCAGGGAGAGGAGGAAGAGAGAGAAAGAGGUUGGUGAGAGAGCAAGAGAGAGAGAGAGAGGAGAGAGGGGUAGAAGAGAGCCAUUUGGACUGGGACUGGGACAGCAACCCUCCAGAUUGACCACCAAUCCCCUAUUGUCCCUUUGUCAAAGAGACUAAUAUUAUCUUCAUGUGUUCUCUGGACCUCAGACGGCGACAUUCUGUAAACAAGCUGUCCGCGAACGAUCUCGAUUGGAAUUUGUCUGAUACGAUGGAGGGGGUAAGGGAGGGGGGAGGGGUUGGUGUACAGGGGAGUAUGUCUAUCUGGUGAUUGAGCGCAGUAAUCAUGGAUACAUUGAUUUGAGAAGUAGGCCUGCAGCAAGCGUUGACAGUACAGUAAGCGUUGACAGUACAGUAAGUGUUGACAGUACAGUAAGCGUUGACAGUACAGUAAGCGUUGACAGUACAGUAAGUGUUGACAGUGCAGUAAGCAUUGACAGUACAGUAAGCGUUGACAGUACAGUAAGUGUUGACAGUGCAGUAAGCGUUGACAGUACAGUAAGCGUUGACAGUACAGUAAGCGUUGACAGUACAGUAACCGUUGACAGUACAGUAAGCGUUGACAGUACA
Messenger RNA from Oncorhynchus masou masou (cherry salmon), 1102 nucleotides. Its product is annotated as protein kinase C alpha type-like. The record is from RefSeq and is a predicted model, not a curated record. Gene Ontology annotation, biological process: protein phosphorylation. The transcript has 4 exons. Bases 54 to 485 code for a protein of 143 amino acids. Gene Ontology annotation, molecular function: ATP binding; protein serine/threonine kinase activity. Gene Ontology annotation, cellular component: cytoplasm; nucleus. NCBI's taxonomy places the organism in Eukaryota, Metazoa, Chordata, Actinopteri, Salmoniformes, Salmonidae.